CUCUGAGCUGCAUCGCAUCAUAUGCUCAAUAGAUGACACAACGCUCUUACACCUUAGUAGACGAGAUGACCAACCGAGUCACCAAACCAACGAACAGAAGCUACAACGAUGGAUUGAAAAACCUCUACAUGGGAGACAUGCCAACGAGAUUAGCCAAGAAAACGUUGACAAGAAAGCGUAAAACUAUUGGCUUACCUCAGGCCAAAUGUUCCCUGAGACUGAGGGAUUCCUUGUAGCUAUACAGGACCAGGUCUUAAGAACUUGCAGGUACGGCUGUCAGGACUCCGAAACAAUACAACACGUAACUGGUGGAUGCCAAGCAUUCGCUCCA
Molecule: messenger RNA, 331 nt
Organism: Acanthoscelides obtectus
Lineage: Eukaryota; Metazoa; Arthropoda; Insecta; Coleoptera; Chrysomelidae
Source: the annotation of a GenBank genome assembly